Messenger RNA from Protopolystoma xenopodis, 393 nucleotides. The record is from the annotation of a GenBank genome assembly. Lineage: Eukaryota; Metazoa; Platyhelminthes; Monogenea; Polystomatidea; Polystomatidae.
AUGUUUCAAUCCGAGGAGCCAGCUGAUCCAGCUGAUAAAUACUGCCCGAGUUUGAUUUUGCAGCAAAGGGAUCUUAAACCAUCCAGACCUGCUCCUGGAGCCAAUGAACUCUCGCAGAUGACCACAUUCUCUGAAUUGGCUGAAGGCGCUGUGUCUGAUCUCAGUAUCGAUGCUGGUGACAUGGUUGGACGGAAACGUUCUCGACAUUCUGUGCAUCGUUACAGCUUUGUCGAUGGUCUUGUCCGAGCACGAACUUCCCCAACCACCAUCUCUUGUGCAGAAUCAGCCUGCUGUCUCUUCCAUUCAGACCGAUUUCCUACAGAUUCAGACACCUUUGGUGUCCACCUCUUCGCCUCUCCCCUCACUCUCUCCCUCUUCCGCCCCCUUUUCUAG